Dermacentor silvarum is the source of this 906-nucleotide messenger RNA. It is a transcript of the gene Tim23, whose product is annotated as mitochondrial import inner membrane translocase subunit Tim23-like. The record is from RefSeq and is a predicted model, not a curated record. Gene Ontology annotation, molecular function: transmembrane protein transporter activity. Gene Ontology annotation, biological process: protein import into mitochondrial matrix. Bases 139 to 735 code for a protein of 198 amino acids. The transcript has 8 exons. Gene Ontology annotation, cellular component: mitochondrial inner membrane; TIM23 mitochondrial import inner membrane translocase complex. NCBI's taxonomy places the organism in Eukaryota, Metazoa, Arthropoda, Arachnida, Ixodida, Ixodidae.
CAAUUCCUUUUCCGUCGCCUGUCGUCCCCACGCGGUUCUGCGCCAUUCAUCGGCCCGUGAUGACUUUAGCGCUGUAAAAUUAAACUUAGUGUAACACGCUUUUAAUAUCACUUUUUCUGAACCACAGAAACUUAUUCUAUGGACCGCCAAAGCGCUGGUUAUUUCGGGGCCGCGUAUCCGGCGAUCGACCCGAGUUUCCAAGUACCAGGUGGGCAGAAUGCACCAGUGUCACCUUACCUAAACUUCGACCCAGCUUACAUCAAUGCGGGUGGACCAGAAUGGAUUUUUCCAGAGGGUGCAUCACGGCAACGGGGGCGUUUUGAAUUGGCUUUCUCACAAAUCGGUGGUUCAGUAAUGGUUGGGGCAGCCUUUGGUGGAGUAACAGGAUUUUACAGAGGCCUACGAGAGACAAGCCUUGCAGGGCACACUGGCAGUGUGCGACGCACUCAAAUGCUCAACUUCAUAACCAAGGGAGGUGCUGGGUCUGCAAAUGUUCUGGGUGUCAUAGCGGUAAUGUACAGUGGAUUUGGUGUGCUACUGUCAUUUGCACGAGGUGCGGAUGAUGAACUCAACACCCUAGCUGCAGGAACUCUUACAGGACUUCUCUACAAGUCAAGCAGUGGCCUGCGGAGAUGUAUGAUGGGUGGAGGAGUGGGCCUGGGUCUGGCUGCCCUGUGUUGCCUCUGGACAAGCAAGGACCGCAUGAAGCAGAUGUUCCUCACACAUCCUGCUUGACUGCUGGCUAACCCCCUAGGUUUGCAAGACGGCGUGUCUCCAUUUCAGGUGUGCCGCCAGCCUGCAUUGGACUGUUUUUCCAGCAAGAAAGUGUGGCUGGUCUCUUAGUUGUGGACACUGACACAAAAGCAUUAAUAAAUAAGGUGCUUAGUUGUACAUAGCAACACAUUC